This is a messenger RNA of Fusarium oxysporum Fo47, 1043 nucleotides long. Its product is annotated as het-s prion-forming protein. Bases 66 to 935 code for a protein of 289 amino acids. Lineage: Eukaryota; Fungi; Ascomycota; Sordariomycetes; Hypocreales; Nectriaceae. The transcript has a single exon. The record is from RefSeq and is a predicted model, not a curated record.
GAUCCCUUUGACUCUCUACUUGCAAAAAAACCGCAAACACCAGUUACUCCUCUUUGCCAUAGUAUAUGAUGGCUGAGAUAUUCGGCGUCGUUGCCGGUGCGCUGAGCGUUGCGGCACUCUUCAAUAACGUGGUUGACUGCUUUGAAUACAUCCAACUGGGACGGAAUUUCGGGACAGACUACCAGACUUGCCAGGUUAAACCCGACAUUGCUCGACUGCGUCUUUCUCGUUGGGGAGAUGCCGCCAAGAUCAACAAUGACAGCAGAUUCACCGAAGUCAACCCCAGCAACGAUCAGGUUUGCACAGCGAAGAACACAUUGGAGCAGCUCCUCAACCUAUUCGGAAAUGUAUAUACAGAGUCGUCGAACUUCAAAUUAGGUGCGGGAGAAGAGGAGUUGGCUCUAUUCGAUCCUAGCACGAAUACCAACCAGACCGUCGUGGCACUGCGAAACACGAUGCGCGAUCUUGCGCACAAGCGGCAGAAGACCACGAGUCUAUCGAAGAAGAUAUCCUGGGCACUCUAUAAGCAGAAGUCCUUCAUGCGGUUGAUUGAGGAUAUUCAGGAACUCCUUGACGGCUUGGAGGCCAUAUUCCCGCAACAGGAAGCCUACAAACGGAUGGUGGAGAUCGAAAUUGAAGAAGUUGGAGAAGGGCCAAGCCUACAGGUGUUGUCAGACGCGGCGCAAGAGACGGAUGACCUCCUUCAAGAGGCAGCAAGUAGGAGACUAGAAGCACUAGGCAGCAGCAACACGAUAGACCAAGCGAAGGUGGCGGAAACCGCAAAGGUAAAGGUGGUGAACGAAUACAUCUUUCAAGCAGUUCCCAGCAGGACUGGCGUUACGACGAACAAGAUUAGGGAUUUAGAUGCGCAGGGAAGGUCGAGAGUGCUUGUCGGGGAUAGCCAUGGAACCAAGGGAUUUAUGGACAGCGACUAGGGCAUGCUUAGAGAAAUCCCCUCCAAGCUAGAACGAUGUCAUGUCCCGAGGAUAGCAGCGCCGGGAACCAUGUUACUGCACAUGGGCAUGCCAUUUAUUGAUAAAUGC